UUAUUUGUUUCCAGAACUGACAAAAUGGAAGACAGAAAGGUGUUUAUGAACAGAAGAUCAAUACUGGACGAGCUGUUUGAGAUCAACCACAUCCGGACCAUCUACCACAUGUUCAUAGCUGCUCUGUUCCUCUUCAUCUUCAGCACCUUGGCGGUGGACUACAUCGAUCAGGGCAGGCUUGUGCUGGAGUUUGACCUCCUGUCCUACGCGUUUGGGAAGCUCUCCACUGUGCUGUGGGCCUGGCUGCUCAUGUUCAGCUACACGCUGGCCGGACCGUACCACGUCCUGGGCACCUGGGGGGGACGCUACCACUCCAGCCGCUUCAAAGGGGUGCUUACGGCGGGGGCCGGGCUAGUCCUGGCGGCAAUGCAGACGUGCAUUCUGGGUGUUUUCCCCAUUUACACGGUCAUUCACCACCAGCUGCCCCCCGCCUCACGAUUCAUCAUCAUUCUGGAGCAGAUCCGCUUCCUGAUGAAAAGCUAUUCAUUUAUCCGGGAGAAUGUUCCAGAAGUCAUACACAAGACAAAACAGGGUAAUACAGGGAUAUCUCCCAGAUUGCCCACAUUCUCCAGCUAUUUGUACUUUCUCUUCUGCCCGACCCUGAUCUACAGGGAGUCCUACCCCAGGAACCCCUACAUAAGGUGGAACUAUGUUGGAGUGACCUUUGCUCAGAUCCUGGGCUGUCUGUUCUAUGCAUACUUCAUCCUGGUGAGGCUUUGCAUUCCUGUCUUCGUGAACGAGAACAGCCAGCCCUUCAGCACUCGAACCCUGGUCCUCGCGCUGUUCCACUCCACCCUCCCAGGUACCCGUGCUGCUGAGUCACCCUGCUGCUCCUCCCCUUUCUCUCAGGAUUGGUGGAACUCCACUUCCUUCGCUAAUUACUACAGGACCUGGAAUGUGGUGGUCCAUGACUGGCUGUACUCCUACGCGUAUCAAGACUUCCUCUGGCUGUCCAGGCGCAAGUCUCGAACGGCAGCCAUGUUGUCCGUGUUCGUCGUGUCCGCGGUGGUGCACGAGUACGUCUUCACCGUCUGCUUCGGGUUCUUCUACCCGGUGAUGUUCUGCCUCUUCGCUGUCAUUGGGGUGGUGUUCAACUUCACCCUGAACGACAAGCGCAAAAGUCCCGUCUGGAACAUCAUCAUGUGGAUCUGCCUGUUCAUUGGCCAGGGCAUCCAGGUGUGUCUCUACUGCCAGGAGUGGUACGCCCAGAAACACUGCCCCCCCACUGGGAAAAGUGUUUGGGAGCUGGUGAUUCCCCGUUCCUGGUCCUGCAGCUACCAGCGGUGAUCAUGGCCACCAGGGGGAGCCGCUCAGCCAAUCAGCCGCUCAGAGUUCUGCGGUCUCUCUCUCUGUGGUGCUUGUGGUGCGUGCCUCAGCCCUGGCUCAUCCUGUUCUGAAAACGCGGGGCUCCUGUGGACUGGAUCAACAGCAGCAGAAGGAAUUUAAAUCAGCCGCUCGAAAGAAAAACAAGAGGGGAGUUUAUGAAGCAGAGAAACUUGGAACAUGAUCUCUGUCUUCUCUUCCAGAACUCAUAUUGGUUCCCACAUUAAUUUUGAGACACAAUUCUAGCCAGAAAAUCAGUGUUAUAAUUAACAAAUUUUUUAUUAUACCUUAGAGAAAUCUCUCAAUGAACAAAGGUUUGGAUUGAAUAAUUUAACUUUUUAUAAUCCCCAUGCUUAAGUUAAACCUUUUUUUGUAUUAUACUUUAUGCUUUUGUAUGUUUUAUUGUAACCAUUGUAAAAUUUAAUUACAAUAUUCAAUUAAAAGAAAAACUUUUACCGCUACAACUUUUAGUGAGAAACAACUUGCUAUGCACUUUGCUAAAAACAGUUCACCUGCAACAAUUAUCCUGGGUUAUAGAAUUUGAUUUUACAUGACCAAAUAUGGUAUAAAAAGGUUAGAAAGGACUGAAGCCGUCACUACGGUUCUUCUGCAUGUGCACUGAAGUGCAGCUUUACUUUACUGUCAUUCCAGGAUACAGACCACAAAGAGCAAAGUGCACAAUGCCCU
Molecule: messenger RNA, 2010 nt
Organism: Anguilla rostrata (American eel)
Lineage: Eukaryota; Metazoa; Chordata; Actinopteri; Anguilliformes; Anguillidae
Gene: soat2
Product: sterol O-acyltransferase 2
Exons: 11
Coding region: 25-1287 (420 amino acids)
Biological process (GO): cholesterol metabolic process; cholesterol efflux
Cellular component (GO): endoplasmic reticulum membrane
Molecular function (GO): cholesterol O-acyltransferase activity; cholesterol binding; fatty-acyl-CoA binding
Source: RefSeq, a predicted model, not a curated record